Molecule: messenger RNA, 4483 nt
Organism: Manis pentadactyla (Chinese pangolin)
Lineage: Eukaryota; Metazoa; Chordata; Mammalia; Pholidota; Manidae
Product: NF-kappa-B-activating protein
Exons: 4
Coding region: 1100-1666 (188 amino acids)
Biological process (GO): negative regulation of DNA-templated transcription
Cellular component (GO): nucleus
Molecular function (GO): chromatin binding
Source: RefSeq, a predicted model, not a curated record
UAUGUAAGAUAUCAAAGAAUAUAAUAUGAUGAUCCCCCAUGUAACUAUCACCCAGCUUGAUAAUUAUCAACUCAUGGGAAAUCUCCACUGCCCCCAUUAUUUUGAAACCAAUCCCAGAUUAUCAUUUCAUCCAUAAACCAGCAUGUUUCUCUAAAAGAUAGACAUUUUUUUUUCAAAAAAACCGUAACCACAGUACUAUUAUCAUGCCUGAAAUAUUUUAACAGUAAUUUGUCAGUUCUCAGUUUUUUGUCCAGUUUAUUCAAAUCAGGAUCCAAAUUGCAAUUGGUUGAUGUAUCUUGUACAUCUCUUUAAAUCAAUAGGUUCCCCUUCCCUUUUUGUUCCUGCACUUUAUUCAUUGAAGAAACCAAAUCAUUUACCUUAGAAUUUCCUGCAGUAUGGAUUUUGCUGAUCAUACUCUUACAGUGUCCUUUUAACAUGUUCUCUGUCUUUUGUGUUUCCUAUAGAUUGAUAGUUAGGUCUAGAGACUUGAUGAGGUUCAGAUGUGAGUUUUUGGCAGGAAUACGUUUUGGGUGGUAUUGUAUACUUCUAUCAGGAGGAAAAUAAUGUCUGGUUGUCUCUUUUUAUCAUAUUAACAGUCAUUGAUGGUCAUUGCCUAAGAGGAAUUGCAAAAUGGUGGUGGUCUAGUUCUGGAUUGCAUUCUUCAUUUAUUAGGUAGCAUAAUUUUAUAAGAGGAACCUAUCCUCGGCUAUUUGGUUACCUUGAAAUAAAAGUUUAUAUAAGAAGGGCAGGAUACUGGCUUACUUCAAAAUUUUUUUUUGUUUUAUGAGUUUUCAAAAUAACGAUUUGGGUUUUUUCAAUAUCAUUAUGAACACACAUUUGAUAUAUUUUUAAGCUAUUACACUUAAAAUUAUUGAUGCUCAAAUUGGUAAAAGCUGUUUUUUAAACACUUUAUUUGUAUUAUCUUUCUGUAACGUGAAAAUUGUAUUUCAUUUGUCCCUGUAGGGAUAUUUUUAAUAGGGAAACAUGAUUUAGUUAAAUAAGUUAGAAAAAUUUUUUAAUCAAAAUUGUUUAACAAGUUUGAAUAAGAUGAGAAUUUAAAUCAUUUUAAUCAGUCUUUUCAUUGCCUUGAAAAAAUGAGAUGGCCUUUAACAUGGGAAUAUUAAGUCAAUUUGUAUCAAAUUAUAAUCAUUACAGGAAGAAAUACAAGAAAAAGAAAUCGAAGAAGAGCAGAAAAGAUUCCAGUGAUUCAAGCUCUAAAGAUUCUCAAGAAGAGUUUCUGGAGUAUCCCUGGAAAGAUCGAUCAAAGCCUGAAGAACCCUCAGAUUUAAUUGGCCCAGAGGCUCCAAAAACACUUGCCUCACAAGAUGAUAAACCUUUGAACUAUGGCCAUGCCCUGCUACCUGGUGAAGGUGCAGCUAUGGCUGAAUAUGUAAAAGCUGGAAAACGUAUCCCGCGAAGAGGUGAAAUUGGCUUGACAAGUGAAGAGAUUGCAUCAUUUGAGCGCUCGGGCUAUGUAAUGAGUGGUAGCAGGCAUCGCCGGAUGGAGGCUGUGCGACUGCGGAAAGAAAACCAGAUCUAUAGUGCUGAUGAGAAGAGAGCCCUGGCAUCCUUUAACCAAGAAGAGAGGCGAAAGAGAGAAAACAAGAUUCUGGCCAGUUUUCGAGAGAUGAUAUACAGAAAAACUAAAGGGAAAGAUAACAAAUAAGGAUUUUCUAAUUGUUCAGCAGACAUUUUUAACAACAAGAAAGAAAGUGUGGGAUACACACACACACACACAAAUAUAUACACAAACAGAUUACUGUGAUCUGAAAGCUUUCAGUGCUACUGUGCCUUCUAUUUAAUUCCUUCAGUCCUUCAGUAAGAAGCUGCUCAUUGAUAGAACUUUAGCAAGUUCCUUGGGUUAUUUUGGAUUGCCCAUAAUAACUUUCUGGCUUAAAAAUCCAGAUUAUGAAUGAAAUCGUACUGGGGGAGGUGAAAUUGAGAGAAAGUGUCCGUGAGAGAGAAACUUUACUCUCACACCAUGGGACAGUACUACUAUUAGCUCCAUAGGAUGCCCACCCUCACCCCCACCCCAACUGCACUCAUGGGAAAUUAUUAUUCCUGUACGUUGACUAUGUUAUAAAUGGACUUGUAGAAAUAUACAGGAGGCCACUUUUGUCAACAGAAUGAAGGCAUUGCUGAAAAAAGCAAAUCUGGAAUUUGAAAAUUGACUUGUGUAAUACCAUAUAUAGUCUGCUCUGGAAAUUAUGUAUGUUGGUUUUAGUCCCUACCUCCACCCCCAAACCAACAAACAAACCAAAAAGCAAACUAACCCGUAGACUUAUUGAGUUGAAAAUGUGAACAUUAGUUCUUAAAAUUCUUACUAGGUUACUUAAAAAUGGUUUUCAAAUAUAAACUAUUGGGACUACUGUUGUGCCAAUGUAAGGUACAUUAUUUCCACCUAAGCUGUGCUUAAGUCACUGUUUGAAUACUGGAAACGAUCGACAGUGAACUGUGAUCACGUUUUGUAAGGAUGAAGCUACAAUGAUGUUGAACAUAUUUUAAGUCUGUCUGUUAUGUAAUAAGCGUAUUUCAUUUCAAGCAUUAUUAAACCUUUCAGUUUAUUUUUUGUAUCCGUCACGGUUUAAUCUUUUAUACUUUGUAUAGAACCCCCUCACCUUAUCACUUUUUUAUGGCUGCUGUUGACUUAAAUUUGGGAGAAAGGGAAAAUGCUGGAACUAUGAAAUUGUGAUCUGUUUCCAUCCUUUAUUUGUUCAACUUGAGUUGGUAGAUCACAAGAAUGAAAAGGGAGGAGGACAGUGGAAGUUUUGGCUGUUUGUGUUAAGAUUGUUUUGAGUUGUCUUAUUAUUAUGUGCCUAGGAUAAAUUUAAAUUACCUGAGUGAUGGGGAAAUUCGGACACUGCUGUUAUAAAAUACCCUCCUUUUGUAAUAGUUCAAUGUGGUUUUUUUCAAAGUUUUAAAAUACAGCAGUCAUAUUUCAAAGUAUAGGUCAAAAGUUUUACUGGUUGACAUAUGUUGUAGGGAAAUGUCUACCUUUAAUCCACAACUAAUGAACUAAAAACCCAGUUGGCAUGUAAUAACACUUAGGACCCCUGAAUUUGAAGUGAUUUCUAUUUAUCAUUGUUGCUGCCUAGCCUCAUAAAUCUCUCAUUUCCAAAAGUUAGAAGAAAACUAGGCCCCAAAUUUAUGAAUCGUAAUCCAUCUAGUUCCCUGUGUAAUAAAACCUAAACUUAUAAUCGCUACUUAAAAAUUUUGUUCUAUAAGAACAUAGUUUUUUUGUUAAGGAUUCCUGGGGACUGAAUGAGUUUGUUCUCUUUCAGUAAGCAAGGUAGUUUAUAUGCAACAACUUCAUGAUAUAUGAAUAUUGUGGAUUUUCAGUGGAUUCUCCUAUGUCCUCCACAGAGGAGAUGCUUGUUGAGUCAGUGAAAAUGUAUUAUUUCAGAACUUUUAACAUUUCUUUCAUCAGGGUUUGUUCAGCAAAGAUCUGUCAAAGAAUAGCUUUGGGAGCACAUUCUUUGGGAAAGAGGAAGGAAGAGUAAAAGGGCUGACAGUAAGUAUUUUCAGUUAGGAGAGUUACUGCUUGGAACUGUUCAGUCAUCUGAGCCAGAAGUCAAAUUAGGAGGGCUGUUGUAUUUGAAAUAUAUUUUUUGUUCUCCAAAGAGACGUAUCUUGUUUUCCACCCCCUCACCUGUUGCUCUAAUAAUAUUUUCCCUACUUUUGUAUUUACUGUACAAAUGUAACAGUUAAAAAAAGAAGAAAGAAAGAUUACCCACAGUCUCACCACAUCAAUUGUCUUUGGUAUUCUGUGUUCCCUUCCAGUGCUGGUCUACAUAAAUAUAUAUUCUGACAUGCCCGCAAGUAACUGCUUGUAAUGUAAUUUAGUCUUUGGUGUUUUAAAACUUUGCAGCCAGGCAAGGCAGCCUCACAGGGAUGGCAGGGACAAGUGACGAUCUGUGCGAAGAUGGAAAGAAGACAAAAAUAAGUAAGGGUGGCGACUGAACCUUCCCAGUUUCAUUGCCUCCAAUCCUCAAGUCACCUUGCUGCCGUCACAGUGUGGUGCUGCGGUGUGAGGCAGCAUGGCCCACUUCAGUUUCAGAAAGUAUUGUUGAACAGUGAGGCUGAGCUUGCAAUAAAUGGAAGGGGUCUGUGAGUAGGGAAACCCUUCAGACUGGUUGUAUUAAGAGCUAUAGAACUGUCGCCAUUUUUCUUUUCCCCAGCUAUUCCCGUAAAGAGACGUGUCUGGGCUGGAGAAUUAGGCUCAAAUGGGGGAACAAGCAGCCAAGUACCAUUUCAGUUUGGUCUGAUAGGUAAAUUUUAGUAACUGUCUAAGCUCAGUUUCUGUUCUCUAAGGCUGAGUGAUACAGACAGUGAUGGUAAAAACCUUGUAGAAAGCAGAAAACAACUUACUGGUUACUCUGCUAAUGUGGCAGAAGUUGCCAAAUGGAAAGUGAAUGAAUACAAAAAAACACAGCUGGUUAAUGUGCCACAAGUUUUAUUAUUCAAUAAAUAUUCUGUGGUUUGA